Nylanderia fulva is the source of this 5359-nucleotide messenger RNA. Lineage: Eukaryota; Metazoa; Arthropoda; Insecta; Hymenoptera; Formicidae. The record is from RefSeq and is a predicted model, not a curated record.
AUGGAGGAUCGAUAUACACCACCGUUUUGUUCAUGCGGAUGCCAUGCACCGAGAACGCCGAAAUCGAUCGAACCUCCGCACGAGCCUUGCUGCUGCUGCGAUUACAAUCCUUUCAGCGACAACUCGAAAGAAUCGGAGAUCUACGAUCUGUCGUUUGCUCUGCGAAAGCUGACGGUAAUGAAGUGCCAGAUGAAGAAGUGGCGCAUGGAACGAUUGCAACUUGAGAGCGAAAAUAGGUCUCUGAAACAAGCCCUACAAUCAUUCGGUGCGAAGUCCGACAGAAUAUUUGGUCCCGAUCCCUUGCUCGUGCAUUAUCGCGAGGAAAACGAAAGGCUGCAGAAUGCAAAUGAGGAACUGGCAGAAAAAAUUUGCAACCUCGAGGAGAGCCUCGCCGAACGAGAUUGCUGCGACGAUCCUUGCGAGAAAGUUAAAUACAUGAGGAAAAAAAUAGCAGCGCAGAGAGAUCGCUUCGUUGCCGAAAAGAAACAAAUGCGAGACACGAUAUCGCAUUUUAAGCUGAAACUGGCGGAAGCCGAGGAGGAUACUUCCUGCGCGGCAUUAAACCGUUUGAGGGCAAAGCUUCGCGAGUUAAUGAAAGAUGGUCAGAAAGCCGAUCAACAGGUGUCCGUGGUUGUCGAGAGAUCAAUGCAGACGUCGGUGGAUCUCUCAGAGAGCUACGAAAAUCUACGAAUAGAGAACGAGCGUUUGCAAGCAGAGUUGAUGCAAAUUCGUCGUUCAAUCAAGGAGGUUGCUGUACCGAUCUUAAAAGACAGUGUCGCUCCACCGUCUAUAGACGAGGAAGAAAUAGAUACGUCGACGUUACUAAACCGGCUUCAGAACUGCGAAGUGCUUCUGACUGAAUUGAAAACGCAUUUGGACGAGAAAACGGCUUACGCGGAGGCUCUAAAGAGCGAACUUGAAGAGCAGAAAGCGGUUUCCGCUGCAUUGGCAUUAGAUAUGGAUCAGGUGACCGUCAGCCGAAAAGACACGGUGGACCAAGUGGUUGAGAUCGAAAAAGAGGAAUCUGACGCUAAGAAUGCGUCAUUAGAUAAAGAAAUACGAGAAACACAAGAGGAAUUGAAGAGAAUGAAAGACGAAAAUAACGAGUUAAGGAACGAGAUCGAUAAGUUGAAUGUUAACCUGCGUCUCCAGGAAGAAAAAUUUCAAGUGGCGCAAAAGGAGCUGGGGGAUGCGGGAGACAAUUUGCAUAGUCUUGGGACUGAGAAUGAAUUCUUGAAGAAGGCAUUGGAAAAUGCUAAAUUGGAGACUAAUGAACUUAAAGAAGAAAAUGUUGCCCUGAAAAACAAUCUUGAUAAUAUGAUUAAGGAAUUGGAAUCUGCGAAAGACGAAAAUAAUAAUGUUAAAGCGGAGGUUGAUCAAUUAUUAUCUGAGAAUAAGCAUUUACGGGAUGAGUUAGAGAAGCGAGUGGCGGAGACGGAUCAGUUAAAAUCCGAAAGAACUGCAUUAAAGAACGGUCUCGAUAGAUUACUGCAAGAAAUGGAUAGAUUGAAUAUUGAGAACAAUGAACUAAAAAAUGAAAAUGUUGUCGUUAAAGUGGAACGAGAUAAUUUGACAGUUGAGAGAGACAACUUUAAAUCUGAGAAUAUUCUUCUUAAAGAUGAUUUGUCUAAGACAGAUUCAGCGUUAGAUGACGCAGAGAAACAACUGGAUGGGUUUAAAAUCAAGAAUGUAAUUCUUACGGAAGAAUUGGAGAAGGCUAAUAUAAAUAAUAAUAAGUUAUUCUCAGAUUUCAAUGCUCUGCAAAGCGAAAUGGCAAAGUUAAAGUUGGAGAACAGAGAAUUAUUACAAGAGGCGGAUGAUGGAAAGAUAGAAAUAACAAAAUUGUUAUCCGAAAUAGAAAAUCUGAGGAAGGAGAUAGAUGAUAGAAGUAACGAAUUAAUAAGAAUAAAUAACGAAGUUAUAGAUUUGCGGAAAGAAACGGCUGGGUUAAAUAAUGAAUUGAAAGAGGCGAAAGUUAUAAAUGAACAACUAAAAACAGAUACUCACCGAAUGGCAGUAGACAACGAAGCUAUCAAAGCUGAAACAGACAACUACAGAAAUGAAAAUGAUAAGUUAAAAACAAAGGUAGGCGAAAUGGAAGAACAAGCGAAGUUAUUGACGGAUGAAGUAAAUAAAUUAAGAAACCAACUUGAGGACGCCGAGAAGCGAGUUAAAUUGCUCGAGCCUCAGAUCAUUAGUUUACAGACUGAUAAGGACGAGGUACAAAACGAGAUCAACGUUUUGCAAGAUGAGAUCAGCAAACUAAAACUGGACGUGAGUGCAGAAAUUGCUGCUAAACGAGACAUUCAGGAAGAGUUAACGGCAUUGAAAAACGAAAUGAAAAAUUUGAUCUCGAAGAUCGAUGAGAUAAAAGUGCAAAAUCUUGCUCUGCAAGACGAGAGAGAUGCCCUCAAGAAAGAACUGUUGAAUCUGGGCGAGGAAUUGUCGAAUUUAAAAGGUGCAAAUGCUGAGAUGACGAACAAAAUUAAUAAUUUGAGGUCGGAAAUAUCUAAUCUUCAAUCGCAGUUAUCUAAGUCGGAAGAAGAUAUAGAAUAUUGGAAAAUAGAGAAUUGCAAACUGAAGAUGGAAAUGGAUAAGUUAUCUCUUGAGAAUGAAAAGACAAAGGAAAAUUUAAACGUCUGUAAGGUUCAACGACAGUCAUUAGAGAGGGAGAUAACAACUUAUAAGAAUGAAAAGAUUAAGCUUGAAGAAGAAAUUACAGAGCUUAAAAAUCAACUGGAAAAAUUAAAUCUGAUUUUAUUCGCCGAAAAAUCUGCUAAAGAAGAGGCUGUAGAAGAAUCGGUGAAAGUCAGCGACGAGAUCAUUGCACUGAAAGAAGAACUUGAAGCAUUGAAAACUGAAUUGAUUAAAUUAAGAACGGAGAAUGAUAAGAUGAGAGGCAAAGAGGAAAAUCUGUUGCGUCAAAUAUCAAUAUCAAAAAUAGAGCUUGAAAACAUAAAAAAUGAGAUAUUAGCUUUCAGAACUGAUAAUGACGCAUUAAAAUCGAAAACAAAUACAUUAAUAGUUGAGAACAGCGAAUUAAAAAAUGAAUCAACAAAAUUAAUAUCUGAGCUUGAUGAUUUGAAAUUAAAGAACACGAAUUUAAUGCAAGAACGGCAGAAAUUUGAGGAAGAAUUUAGCAAACUAAAAGGCGAGGAUGAUAGACAGAAAGCUGAAAUUAGAACUUUAACAUCCAAUCUGAUGGCUGAGCAGAUAUUAUUGGAACAAAUUAGGUCAGACUUAUCUAAUAAAGAAUCGGAAAACAAUAAAUUGAGAGCAGAUUUAGAAAAGCUGCAGAAUAAUUUGGAUUCAGUUACACUAAUGUAUAACAAACUGAAUGAUGAAGUAAAAAAUUUAAGAGAAAUAUCGAUUAAUACGCAGAAUAAAAUGGAUAAAUUACAAUAUGACAUGGCUGCAUGUCUAGAAGAGAAGAAAGCGCUUCUGAACGAGUUAGACGUUUUACGAAUGGAAGUCGGCAGAUUAGGUAAAGAAGUUGUAUUAAAUAAAGCUGCCAAGGAAGUUACUGAGAAGGAAAUGAUCGUUCUAGGCGGCGAAUUAAUAGCGCUGAAGACAGAACUGGAUAAAACUCGCGCGGAAAACGAGAGCUUAAAGAAGGAAUUGAAUGAUGCGAAUAAACAAUAUACUGAAUUAAAGAACGAAAAUGCCGUUUUGAGAAACGAAAAUAGUAAAAUAGAGACAGAACUCGAUUCCUUUAAGUUCGAUUUAACAAUAGCGAAGACCGAUUUCGAUAAGUCCAAGAGUCAGAACAACGAGUUAAAGGAAGAGAUCGAUGAGUUGAAGAAAAUACUCGGCGAUGCCGAAACGGAGAUUAAAUUUCUGAAAGGACAGCUUGUUGACUUAUCGAGUGAAAAAGAGAGAGAGAGAGAGAGGCUCGAAAAGGAGAUGAACGACGCGAAAGUUCAGGCCGCGAUUUCAAAGGCUAGUGCUGAUGACGCACAAGCGCAGAUCGAUGACUUAGUUAAGGAUCUGAAUGCAGUGAGAGCGGACAGGAGCGCCGCCUUGAAGGAAUUGGAUGUCUUAAAAGACGCUUUGGCUCAUUUGCAGGACGAUUUAAAUAGAUGUCGAGCGGACAACGAGCGGCUAACGAUCGAAUCGACUGCUUUGAAAGAUCAAGAGUUGAUAUUACGGGCGGAUUUGAGAAAAUCCGAGAUUGAAAACAACAAACUGACGGAGGAAUGUAGCAGAUUAGAGAACGAAAAUAGGGACGUGAAUAUCAAGUUAAAUAACGCUUGGCUCGAGUUGGAUAAAGUCAAAGAUGACCUUACGAAAUUAUUGCUAGAGUAUGAUAAGGCGCAGCAAGAUUAAAAGUUAAUGAUGGAAAAUGAAGAGUUGCGAGAUGAUCUGAGAAGAAAGCACAUCGAUAUCGAUAAACUAAAAGAAGAUUUGAAUCAACAACUUGACAAUUUGCGGCAUGAAAAUAGACUAUUGAAAUCUUCUCUUUCUCCUGCUGCAGAGGCUGGCGUGAUUAAACCGGAUGAAUGCGGCGACUUCGUUAAGGCGAAUGAAUUACUAAAGAAGCAGAUUGAAAAGCAAUAUGACGCCGUGCAACGUGUGCGUGAUUACAUACGCUAUAUAGAUGGUAACAUUCCUACGAAACCCGCAAUGGCGAUGACUCCGGUCGAUGACUUAAAGAUCAAGGAGUGGACGGUGCCAUCCAUCGUAGAGUUAUUGAAAGAAUCGCAAAAACUGUCCGAGAAUAUUUAUCUGGCGGAAAUCGAAGUGCAAAAUAUUAAUAAACUAUUGGAACUUUUUAAUCAAUGCAAGAGUGAUAACGAGAAAUAUAUAAAACAACUGUCGGAGCUUGGUGUAGAAGUUACCAAGGUUGCAGGUGCGGAUAAUGGCGAUGAGCUUGCAGCUUUUGACCCUGAAUCUUGGUUGAAGUCUUUGACGUUGACGCAACUGGCCGAGCUGCACGACAAGAUUUGUCUAUUGACUUCAGGCAUGGUGCAACAAGACUGCGCUUCUGCGACCUACGAUCGAUCGGCGAUUAAUUGGAACUACAGCGGCGAUCCUCUGCAAGCGGAUUACGAUGCUUUAAACCGGCGGAUCGCCGCCUUGCAGAGGCAAAUAGUUGAGAAGCAGAUUGAGGCGGGCUGGAAACUGCAGGAAUUAAGACGGUCUCUUCGCCUCGAGCAGGCUAACCUGAUUCGAAUCUCCGAUCGGAUGAAUCUCGAAAGAAGACGCAAUUUGGCUCUCCAUCUCACCAUGGAUGAUUCGACGUGAAGCUCUCUGCUCGAUUAUAUACGUUGAUACAACCGCGCUUGCAAUCGAGCAAAUUAAGCAGCUUUAUAUUCAUUUUUGCAUCGAUUCCAGUGUACGAAAUAAAAAAAAGACAAUG